Chenopodium quinoa (quinoa) is the source of this 2322-nucleotide messenger RNA. Its product is annotated as transcriptional adapter ADA2b-like. Gene Ontology annotation, cellular component: nucleus. Gene Ontology annotation, molecular function: transcription coactivator activity; zinc ion binding; chromatin binding. Lineage: Eukaryota; Viridiplantae; Streptophyta; Magnoliopsida; Caryophyllales; Amaranthaceae. The record is from RefSeq and is a predicted model, not a curated record. Gene Ontology annotation, biological process: chromatin remodeling; regulation of transcription by RNA polymerase II. The transcript has 12 exons. The coding region runs from base 468 to 1991 and encodes 507 amino acids.
UAAUACACUAUUUGUAUAUUAAAUUAUUAGACGGUCAUAAAUUCAACUCUAAUAUCAAUACAUUCUCUUUCAAUUCAUUAAAAUGUCAAAAUGUUGCAAAUCUCAUCUUAGAAUAGAAAUAACAGAGAGAUUAUUUAUGGUGAACACAUAUGAAUGUCACCCCUAGUAUGCUAGUACCUAUCGUUCCCCACCGAACAGACAUUUACAGACGACAGUUGAUGAAACACUGUUUGCUGAGUUUGAAGUUGCAUGAUAUGAUAUGAUGUUUUUUCAUAUCUAAAUCAGCUCACUCGUCAGCAGUAUAAAACCACUGAGUUUUUGCUUGAUUUCUAACCUUAUCUGCCUCAUUACAAGAAUCAUGAAUCAAUCCAUUAAAAUUAAGCAUACUUUAUAAUUUUCUAAUUUUCUAGGGCUUCUAUUGAUAAGUUAUUGUUGGCCGUCAGCUUCAAGAAAAGAGAAGCAAUUCAAUGGGUCGUUCUCGUGUUUUUCAUUCUGAUGAAGACCCAACUCAAAGGUCAAGAAGGAAAAAGAAUGUCUCUAGUGGAGAAAGUAUAGAAUCUGCUCUUGGAGGGCAAGGGACAGGUGAUGGAAAGAAGGCUUUAUACCAUUGCAACUACUGCAAUAAAGAUAUUACCGGUCGAAUUCGUAUCAAAUGUGCAAUGUGUCCCGAUUUCGACUUGUGCAUAGAGUGCUUCUCUGUCGGAGUUGAAAUGACUCCUCACAAAAGUAAUCAUCCUUACAGAGUUAUGGAUAGUUUAUCCUUCCCGUUGAUUUCUCCUGAUUGGAAUGCAGAUGAAGAGAUACUACUCUUGGAGGGGCUUGAAAUGUACGGUCUUGGAAACUGGGCUGAGGUUGCGGAGCAUGUGGGCACAAAGAACAAAGAGCAGUGCAUUAACCACUACAGAAGUGUGUACCUGAAUUCACCAUUUUUCCCUCUCCCGGACAUGUCUCAUGUUGUUGGUAAAAACCGGAACGACCUUCUUGCUAUGGCAAAGGAAAACGAUGAAGAUAGAAAAGGUUCAACUCUAUUUGGUGAUCAUAUUGUGAAAACAGAGCCUACAUUUUCUCCUUCCAGAGUCAAAGUUGAUGAAUUGCCAAAAGGAGGUCCACCGAGCCGCUUAUUAUCCGUGCAAAAUGCAGAUUCUCAUGUAAAUCCUAUUGGAAAGAAACCUCCAAAGGAGGAAGAUUCCUCCUUGGUGAGUUUAAGCGGGUUCAGCCUUAAACGCCAUGAAUUUGAUCCGGAAUAUGACAUCGAUGCUGAGCAGCUUCUUGCAGAGAUGGAAUUCAAGGAUGCUGAUACUGAAGAUGAGCGUGAAUUGAAGUUGCGAGUGCUGCGCAUUUACUCAAAAAGGCUUGAUGAGAGAAACAGAAGAAAGGAUUUCAUUUUUGAGAGAAAUUUGCUUCAUCCCAGUCCUUUUGAGAAAGAUUUGUCUCCUGAAGAGAAGGCAAUAUGCCGCCGAUAUGAUCCAUUCAUGCGGUUCCAUUCUAAGGAAGAGCACGAAGAUAUGCUACAGGCUGUCAUUGCAGAACACCGCACUCACAAGCGAAUUUUGGAACUUGAGGAAGCUCGAGCUGUUGGUUGUCGUACAUCUGCUGAGGCAGAUAAGUAUUUUGAGCUUAAGAGGAAAAGAGAAGCUGAAGAAAGUUCCCGUAGAGCAAAAGAGAGUGCUCAACUUGGUCCAGCCAGUCAGUUAGGACAAAAUGCUGCUAUGACCUCUGAAACUGUGAAGGAUCCAGGUUCGCUAAUACAUGAGUUAGAUAUAGGAAGAUAUCCGGGUGAAGAAUUGCUUUCUGAAGCUGAAAAGCAGCUCUGCCAUGAGACCAAGAUAUCCCCGCAUCAGUAUCUGAAGAUGCAGGAGACCAUAUCUGUUAAAAUCUUCAGCGGCAAUGUAACUAGUAAUGUGGAUGCACACUGCCUGUUUGAUAUUGAACCAGGCAAAAUCGACCGUAUAUAUGAUAUGCUAAUAAGAAAGGGUGUUGCUCCGCCAUAAGAAGAGAUCAUAGUUUUACCAUCACCACAGGUUGUUUGUAAUUGUUACAAGAAGGAUUCCAUCCACAUAAACGCAAUAGGGUACAAAACUUUGCUUUUUUAGACCACAGGAUAUGUCACCAUGAUAAAUCAGCUUUACAGUUAUCUUGCGUUCCCCUUAACACACCCCCUCCUUUCAAAGCUUCGAUCUUCCCUGUUGUAUUAUAUGUCUUAUCUUGUUUACCAAUAAUGUAAUCAUAUAAUAAUCUGUCUUUACUUUUUCUGUUUGUUUGUUUUGUGAUGAUUCAGAAUAAUCAAAUUAGAUGACCAAAUAAAGCCUUUAUAUUUUACUA